AUGUCAACAGACGCAAGCCAUCCUUGGUCGCGAUAUCCACCGGAAAUCAAGCUUCAGAUCACCCUUCACAAUCGGGGCGACAUCCAUACGUUAUGCGCAAUGUGUCUUGUGUCCAAAGAGAUGCGGGCAAUCGCAAUCGAGCAAGUUUUCCGAGUCGUCAGCUUUACGUAUGCCAAAGAUCUCGAGUUCUGGGUGGACAUUCUUCGCCACACACCGACCCUCUCCGCUGUUGUCCGUCGUGUCCGUUUCCUUCCUCACGAGAUUGCGUGGUUUGGUGUCCCUCCCCAGGCCCCAGAACGUGACACUGACGAGACUAUCGUGGAAGCCAUACCGAUGAUCCCUCCCAUGCCGAAUGUCGUCGCAAUUGAUUGGGCACUCUCUGACAUCCGCAUCCAAAACGCUCGAGCACUCCUGCAGCUCUGUCCUAAUGCUACCGAAUUGAAUUUCUUGACGACGGCAAUAGACGGUCUCCCUCUCUUCACGCAUUUACUUGCGGAGUUUGGCUCAAGGCUGCUGAGCUUAUCGUUAGACAAGGUAAUGAUGCUGGAUAUGGAUAUGAACGAUCAGUGGGAAGAGCCGGGAUUGGAUGACCUACCAAGGGAAACCGUCAACUUCGAUCUUUCGGGAGUCCAACGGCUGUCCUUGGUUUCUGCCGAAUUAGAUGGGACUACGGCGAUCGAGUAUAUCGAACACUUGUUCGAGAUGUCUUCUCCCAGAACGCUGAAAGAGUUGCAUCUACGGAGCGACCCCGACGCAACUGCGAUUCCAUGUUCCCUGAAUGUUGUCGCAUCGCUUUUGACUCAACAUGCGCCGUCACUGGUCAACUUGACUAUCGAUCCUAGCUUCGCAGAUACACUUACCGAAUUAAAGAACGAACUCCCACUCUUUCCUCUGCUCAAAACACUUACAGUUUGGCUCGAGACGGGUCUCUCCGCAGAGCUUUUCAUUAAUCGGCUGAAUGCGCCGAACUUGUCAUGGCUCUUCAUACGACUUGACCUAUGGCGGGGAGACUGGGAAUCAGGCAACGAGACCAACUUGGCUGGCUCGAUAGACGCCAGUCUCCCUUGGGGUCGAUUGUUCCCAAGCAUUCCGUUCACUAGAACCGCUUUACGCGCACGAUUUCCUACGCUGGGAGAGCAGAGUAUUGUCUUUCAAAUCUGCGCUGGCCGUGACGCAGACUUGCACUAUUCCUUCCUGGCGAGGGACGACGCGAGGCUCCAGUUCGUCACUGGUUUGAUGGCUGCUGGUAGUGGCGAUCUAGCGGGUAUGCGGGUCGAGUGGUUGGAUCCUGAGACUGGUUAUGGCGUCAUCGAGUACGACCCGAUUACUGGUCGGGCUCCUUGGCCAAGGCCACCGGAGCGUAGCGACAGGGGGUCGUUGAGUGGAGAGGAGAGUGGUUGA
Mycena indigotica is the source of this 1401-nucleotide messenger RNA. RefSeq lists its product as uncharacterized. The coding region runs from base 1 to 1401 and encodes 466 amino acids. NCBI's taxonomy places the organism in Eukaryota, Fungi, Basidiomycota, Agaricomycetes, Agaricales, Mycenaceae. The transcript is spliced from 3 exons. The record is from RefSeq and is a predicted model, not a curated record.